CGAAUUUUUUUAUUUGAUAGACCUAAUGGAAAUCGCUUUUUCUUUUUUUUUCUUUUUUUUAUCAUUGUGCAUUUAUUCGGACAUUGAAAAGAAGGUCUAAAUGUCGUCAGGCAACUAUUUCUGUUUCUCAGACACGCUGUCAAACACAACAGCACCCGAUGGCGUCAUGUUUCACGCGUGACGUCUGUGGAUGUGAUGCAUGUGGAUGUGGAGUAACUGUCCAUGGUGCUGAAGCCGCCGCAGCGUCGGGAUGCGCGUUCCGGAGUCGCGAGGCGUCAAUGCGCGCAUCUUUUGAGCUCGUGUUUCUAUACUUUACAUCCAUAGCAGACUCAAAACAGUGUCGGAAUGCUGCUCAACGACACCUUCAAGAACCUGGAGGAUGGUUUAUAUCUGUUAAACUCCUCCAGCAACGAGACGCAUAGCGCGGAUUCUCACGGCAGCAGCGCGAUCUUCAUCUCCUUCAUCUAUUCCGUGGUGUGUCUGGUGGGACUCUGUGGGAACUCGAUGGUGAUUUAUGUGAUCUUUAGGUAUGCAAAGAUGAAAACUGCGACCAACAUCUACAUUUUGAACUUGGCGAUCGCGGAUGAGUUACUCAUGUUAAGUGUGCCCUUCUUAGUCACCUCUUCUUUACUUCAUCACUGGCCCUUUGGUUCGCUCCUGUGUCGUUUGGUUUUAAGUGUUGAUGCCAUCAACAUGUUCACCAGCAUCUAUUGUCUCACCGUGUUGAGUAUUGACCGCUACAUCUCCGUGGUGCAUCCCAUCAAAGCGGCGCGGUACCGGAGACCCACCAUCGCCAAAAUGGUCAACUUAGGAGUCUGGAUGUUCUCCAUCCUGGUCAUCCUGCCCAUCAUCAUCUUCUCCACCACUGCACCCAACUCUGACGGAUCGGUGGCUUGCAACAUGCAGAUGCCGGAGCCUGAGCGUCAGUGGAUGGCUGUGUUUGUGAUCUACGCCUUUCUGAUGGGCUUUCUCUUCCCGGUCAUUGCAAUAUGCAUGUGCUACAUCCUCAUCAUAGUGAAGAUGCGGGUGGUCGCGUUGAAAGCGGGCUGGCAGCAGCGCAAAAAGUCCGAGAGGAAGAUCACACUGAUGGUGAUGAUGGUGGUGACAGUGUUCGUGAUUUGCUGGAUGCCUUUUCACAUCGUGCAGCUGGUGAGCGUGUUCGUCCAGCAGCACAAUGCCACUCUCAGUCAGCUGGCUGUGAUUUUGGGAUAUGCCAACAGCUGUGCCAACCCCAUACUGUACGGAUUCCUGUCGGACAACUUCAGACGCUCCUUCCAGCGGAUUUUAUGCCUCCGAUGGUGGGAGAACGCCACGGAGGAGCCCAUAGAUUACUAUGCCACGGCUCUGAAGAGUCGAGGAUACAGUGUGGAUGACUUUCAGCCGGACAAUCUGGAAUCGGAUAGCACGUACAGGAACGGCACCUGCACAUCCAGAACUACGACUAUGUAGGAUUCUGUAUUGCAGCAUGGAACUUUUGUUGUUAGGCCUAUGUGUUGUCAUUUGAAUAUUUUUAUUUUUUUUUGUAUUGGUAAGACUUAUAAAUAACUUUAAUUAUAUACACUAUUUGAUCAUAUAAUGCUUAGUCAGAAGUGAAUGUGCAUUUGCUAUGAAUGCGCAUGAAAUUUCAGAUAAACAUUCAGGGGUCGGGAACCGUUUUUGACCAAAGAUUUUUUUUUUAUCCAGGUUAAUGCAUUUUUCCAAAUAUAGCAUUUAUAUAUAUACUCAGAUGGUAACUCCCAGUGAAAGCCCUGCACAAUGGAUUCCAUAUUGCAACUUGUUUAUUGUUUGUUGCAUAUUUAUUUGUUUUCAGUAAUGGACCUAAUAAAUGUACUAUUGAAAUGGUGAGUGCGCAAAUAUGAAAAUAUACAACAAAUAUGCAAUAAACUAUUUGCAAUAUAGAAUUAAUUGUGCAUGGCUUUCACUGGGUGUUUCCGAGUCUUACAAAUCCUCUUCUUCUUCUUGUGAGUGAGUGAGUGAGUGAGUGCUACGUGAAUACUCGAAUACUCACACAGGUGGGCGUUUUGACACAUGCUGUGGGUAGGCUAGGCUACUAUUCUUGUCCAUGUUCGGCUCGGAGCGCGCGCUGAAAUCAUCCUGUCAGUUGCAGAAAAGUCUCUUGGCACAGCACCAGUUUCAAUAAAAUGAUAUGUUUCAGUCCAGUCACUGAUAGCCUAUUUAUACAUUUUCGCUGCGGUUCUAAUAGUUUCCACCUUUACCACUAACACGCUUUGCUUGAAUCUGAGUGCAGGAGCUCUAUAUGAGUGUUAUUGUGACACUCGGACCCCACUGCACACGCACUGUUGCCUACAACUUCAAAAAUAUUAUUAGCCUAUUCUAAAAUUUUCUUUUCAAUAACUUCGGUAGGUAGCCUACAACAUAGGAAUUGUAAUUGGUUGUUUUUUUUCUGCAGAAAGCUGAAUUGAUGUGAACUGAUCUCUAUUGAUGUGUCCAAUUUUUUUUUAAUUGAUCAUUUAUUGGGAAAUUGUGGCUCCCAUAUCGGGUAGGUUCCCGACCGCUGCAUAUGUUGACUUAUGAAUGAAAGUUAUUAGACAGUAUGUCGAUAUGGAAAUAAUGUGUGACGUUCAGAUAAAAAAAAGGAAAGAAAUAUCCACAGCCAAAUAUUUAGAUGCUAUUUGAAAUGGAAUAAAACGGAGGGGGAUUUAGUGUGCACUCUCAGUGUAUUAUGUGAUCAAACCUGAAUUGUAUGUUCUGAAGGAUAUGAUAGGCUCGCAAAGCAGGAACAAAACAAUGCUAUAGUUUUCGGGUUUUAUGUUUUGGUUCUGUUGAAUGAAAUCAGAGCCGCUUUGCUUUGUCAUGACACUCAGUCAAAAGUAUGCAAAUAUAUGAAGGAAAGUCAGAAGACUAAUCAAAAUGCAGUAUGCAAAUAUGAAGUUUUGAAUCCAGUUCUAUCAGUGUUUGGUCAGUGAACGUUUUUCAACAUUUAAUGCUAUUUUGUUGUUGUUGUUAAAGUGUUAAGUUGACCAAAAAAAA
Molecule: messenger RNA, 2991 nt
Organism: Pimephales promelas (fathead minnow)
Lineage: Eukaryota; Metazoa; Chordata; Actinopteri; Cypriniformes; Leuciscidae
Gene: sstr1a
Product: somatostatin receptor 1a
Biological process (GO): neuropeptide signaling pathway; cellular response to estradiol stimulus
Cellular component (GO): neuron projection; plasma membrane
Molecular function (GO): neuropeptide binding; somatostatin receptor activity
Source: RefSeq, a predicted model, not a curated record